This is a messenger RNA of Austrofundulus limnaeus, 1450 nucleotides long. It is a transcript of the gene slc25a20, whose product is annotated as solute carrier family 25 member 20. Gene Ontology annotation, biological process: carnitine transmembrane transport; mitochondrial transport. Lineage: Eukaryota; Metazoa; Chordata; Actinopteri; Cyprinodontiformes; Rivulidae. Gene Ontology annotation, molecular function: O-acyl-L-carnitine transmembrane transporter activity. Gene Ontology annotation, cellular component: mitochondrial envelope. The coding region runs from base 124 to 1029 and encodes 301 amino acids. The record is from RefSeq and is a predicted model, not a curated record. The transcript is spliced from 10 exons.
CAGAUACUUCCGGAUUAAAAAAAAAAAGAAAGUGGGUAAAAGGUCCUGCGGACUGCAGUGACAGCAGCCGGUCACAAACUCAUUUCUCUGCGGAAAGCACAAAGAGGACUGAAAGUAAAAAAAAUGGCCAAACAGCCGCAGCCGAUCAGCCCGCUGAAGAACUUCUUCGCCGGAGGUUUCGGAGGUGUUUGUCUCGUGUUCGCCGGACACCCGCUGGACACCAUUAAAGUGCGUUUACAGACUCAACCCAAACCCAAACCUGGAGAGAGCCUCUUGUAUGCUGGAACCAUUGAUUGUUUUAAAAAGACUUUAGCCAAAGAGGGUGUGAGAGGACUCUAUAAGGGAAUGGCAGCUCCCAUAAUCGGAGUCACGCCCAUGUUCGCCAUAUGUUUCUUUGGAUUCGGACUGGGCAAGAAGCUCCAGCAGAAAUCUCCAGACGAUAUCCUCACGUACCCACAGCUGUUUGCUGCGGGGAUGCUGUCGGGGAUUUUCACCACAGCCAUCAUGGCUCCAGGAGAGCGCAUCAAAUGUCUCCUACAGAUCCAGGCAUCGACAGGAGAGGUGAAGUAUGCAGGACCAAUGGACUGUGUCAAACAGCUGUACAGAGAAGCUGGAAUCAGAGGCAUCUACAAAGGCACAGCUCUUACUCUCAUGAGAGAUGUUCCAGCCAGUGGCAUGUAUUUCAUGUCUUAUGAGUGGCUGAAGAACGUCCUCACACCAGCAGGGAAGAGCCCCAACGAGCUGAGUGUUCCCAGCGUGCUGCUGGCCGGAGGAAUCGCUGGGAUCUGCAACUGGGCUGUCGCCAUUCCACCAGACGUGCUCAAGUCUCGCUUCCAAACAGCUCCUGAAGGAAAGUAUCCCAACGGUUUCCGAGACGUUCUGCGGGAGCUGAUCCGGGAGGAGGGGGUCUCCUCUCUGUAUAAAGGCUUCAACGCCGUCAUGCUCCGAGCUUUCCCUGCAAACGCUGCUUGUUUCUUAGGAUUUGAGCUGGCCAUGAAGUUUCUGAACUGGUUAGCUCCGAACCUGUGACGAAGCCUCAGACACACCUCGUUUCUGGGAACCCCACCUCAGAAUACACACUCUUGCGCGUACACACACACACACACACACACAGAGAGAAUCACAUGAAAUGAAGAGUUUUAAUAGUUCUAACGAUGUACUUGAUUAUUUGUCGGGGAAACUGUAGGAGGAUUCAGACCUUCUGAGGUGAUUCUGUAAUGAUGCCAGUUCACACACAGUCAGCCCGAUGUCCUCACUCCUUCUCUUUUAUUUUGUUCAUUUUUGGUUUCAUUGUUUGUUUUUUAAAGGAGUGAAGGGAUCAUGUCGUGCCUUAACCUAACUGCGAUUAGGUGUGUGUGUCAUUUACACCUCGUCUGUGUCAUGUGAAACUAUGAACUUAAUUUUAAUGAUCAUCAUAUAAAGAAAUGAUAAAACAACAGGUCCAUCUUUA